AAGCUUCACAAAUCAAACUCAUUCAGCGGCGAGAGAAGGAGGAGAGGGAGAACCGGGAGCACGCGGAAAGCGGCGGCGGUGGAAAAGGACCCCUAUCUUCAACUAUCUGGAGGGGGGAAGCACUCCAGAACCCGUGGUGAUCGGAGAGAACCACCGAUCAACCGGGAAUCCAAGGAUAAGCGGCAUCCGACUAAACAAGGAAAGGAGAUGCGAUUCUCGCGGCGGCGCGACGGAUUCUGCUGUGAUACCGAGCGUGUGCCCGCGAGGGGCAGGAGGAGGCUGCACGGGACGGGCGACGCGCACAGCUGUGCACCGGAUUACUAGCUGGCCAUGGACGGGUCUUUAGUGGCAGUGGUUCAACCCCGUGUUUGAGUCCGAGUUCUCUGAGUUAAAGGAUAGGUAGUGGUAGCCCCCCACCCCAGGGGGCAUCGUCUCUUCCUCACCAUGAAGAUCGUGCUGGCCAACUUAUUCGCUCUUCUCUUCCUGUGCACUUGCCUCAGCGUGCUCUACGUGUGGACCACUCUGGAGAGCCGCCUGGACCGCCACAAGCGCAGCACCUUUCCGGGACCCGCGGUGGACCAUCCGAGGUCCCUGCGCUCCGGCGGCCCGUCCACCGACCCCUCGCCCAAAACUUUCCGGGCUCUGCUGGCCGUCCCCGCGGCAGAGAGACUGCAGCGGCCCGCCGGGGUCUACAACCUCAGCGCCUCCACAGGGAGUCCGGAUCACCGUAUGUCAUAUCACGGAGAUAACGAGGGGGGGUCCGCGCGACGGGCACGGGGAGGGGAGGAUAGAGCGGACCGGUUCGACCCCAACCCCGUGGAGGACGGGAUCUUCUGGAGCCAGCGGUUGGAGGAACAACUGUCUGCCGGCUUCACGGAGGAGCACGCCCUGGCUUGGCGCGCCCGAGCCCGGGCUCAGCGGGUGGUGCGGCUGGAGCCCGGCUGCGGCCGGAUCUCCAACCAGCUCGCCACUUUCUCGGACGGGACCCGCGCGUGCGUGCGCUACGGGAUCAACGCGGACCAAGUGCAGGGGGAAACUUUGACGUCGUGCCUCGCGACACUGCUGGGCAUCGCCAACCUGCCACCCCUCGCGCUGUCCCAGCUUAGCGGGACCGGGGCCGGGGCGGCGGGGGGCGGCGAGCAGUGGGCCGCCGUGAGGCGGCGCGUGGAGGGGCUGCAGUGGAGCGAGCGUGCCGUGGUGUCCCUCACGGAGUGGGUGGCCAACCUGACCGGGGUGGUGACGCCCUCCCUGCUCCGACAGGAGGGUGGAGAUGGUGGAGGAGUUGGAGGAGGGCUCCAUCCGUUCCGCCAAGAGCUGCGGAACAAGACGAGGGCGGAGUUGUUCGAGCUGAUGCAGUGGAGCGACCUGAUCCUCAUGGACUACCUCACGGCCAACUUCGACCGGCUGGUGAGCAACCUGUUCAGCCUGCAGUGGGACCCGCGCGUCAUGGAGCGGGACACCAACAACCUGCUGCGCGCGCCCCGUGGCGACCUGCUGUUCAUCGACAACGAGGCAGGGCUCGUUCACGGCUACCGCGUGCUGGGCAUGUGGGAGAAGUACCACGACACGGUGCUCGGUUCGGUGUGCGUGUUCCGCCGAAGGACCGCGAGGCGCGUGGCCGAGAUGAGCGCGCGGCAGGACGCGCGGGCGAGGCUGCUGGAGUUGUACCGGGACACGGAGCCACUGGCGCCCGUGCUCGGCUUCCUCUCCGACGAGCACGCAGGGCUCCUGCAAGCCCGGAUAGACACCGUGCACAGACACAUAUCGCAAUGUAGAGAGAAGUACGGCCGGCUUUGACCUUUGACCUGCUACCCGUCACAGAGCGUUACUGAGGUCUCGCCUUCCUCCCCCCCAGUCCCGUCACAGAGCGUUACUGAGGUCUCGCCUUCCUCGCCCCCGUCCAAUCAAAGAGCGUUACUGAGGUCUCGCCACUGCAAAAAUGCGAUAGGUUUUAAUAUUGUUGUGCAUUGGAUACUACUGUUAAAACUACCUCUUGUAAAUACGUCUCUUUGCCUACACGUUAUAGGGGUCAUCUUUAAUUUGUGGAUCGACCUAUACGCCGCCCCCCCCCCCCCCCCCCCCCUUGCAGAAACGUCAUUCCAGAAUUGGAUUGCUAAAAGAAAAAAAAAUGAUUACAGCGAGUGCAUUUUUUAUGUUCUGUCGCCGCGCAUUUUACGAUUGUUGAAACUAAUGUGUGGUUAUAAAUAGUGGUGGUGUUUGGUGUCAUAACACUGCGCCACGUGGCCCUGGCUUAGUGCCCGUCCCUCCUGCUAAAAGCCUUAACAUGAGCUCACGCUACAUCGUCUUCAUAGUUUGGCACAUCUCUUUCCCCCUUUUCCCUUUGCUCUUUUUAACAGAAGACUGUUUUUUGCACAAUUCGAAUGGCUUACUAGCGAGCACCAGUGAUUUGGGUCCUGUAAUAUCGUGAUGAUGACUUGUAUACUACUACUCAGCCUUAAUGACUUAACGUGUACAUAAACACCCAUUGUAUAUAUUGUAAAGUAUACUGUAAAUACAGUGCCUGUCACAAUGUCCUUUCUGGAAAUGUCAUGCUCCACUAAGUUAUGUGCAUUGUAACAUUCCAAGUCUCUUUUGAUAAAUGUAUUGUAAUUUAAGCCAG
Messenger RNA from Gadus morhua (Atlantic cod), 2620 nucleotides. RefSeq names its product four-jointed box kinase 1 (gene fjx1). Gene Ontology annotation, biological process: cell-cell signaling. The record is from RefSeq and is a predicted model, not a curated record. Bases 445 to 1797 code for a protein of 450 amino acids. The transcript has a single exon. NCBI's taxonomy places the organism in Eukaryota, Metazoa, Chordata, Actinopteri, Gadiformes, Gadidae.